GUUUGGUCAACACGGCAAUGUCAAGUGUCAGUCGCGUGAUAAGACGUGGUGUUACGGGUAUCGCUCUAUAAUUUUUUAUUCAAAUACCGGUUUCCUUUUCACGUAUAAAUGUCUAAAAAUGCUAUUGACUGUAAAAUAUGUAUCUAGGUUGUGUUGUGCAAAUUCUGUGGGUGAUUAACAGUGCAUUGUGACGUGAUUUUGCGACUAUGUCGCGGUAAAGGUUUAGCAGAUUUAAGACAAAAAUAAAGGCUUCUUGUUUUUUAAAAAUGGGUGAUACGGUGAACAAGGACUGGAAGCAGAGCGUCGGUUUCCCGAUCAACUACGAAUCGGCGAGUUCCGAUGAUGAUUUCGACGCCAAGGAUGUGGUGUUCCGCAAUCCGCGUCACUCGUCGAAGUACCUGCUGGCGGACAGCGGGGACGGCUCCGAGGCGGACCUGCUCGGCACCACGCCGCCGCGCUCUAGAAUCCGGGACAAGGAGAGGGGGAGACGGAGUCACCUAGACUCGCCGGGUAUCCAGCGGGUGAUCAAAGAAAAAUGGGACACAGUGGACUUCUCUGCGCAGGACCAGCCGUCCUUACCAGACCGCAUGAAGAAGCGCAGCAGCCUGAAGCUGCUCCGCAGCCGCGCCCGCGACAGCAAGCAGGACCUGGGCCAGGACGUGCGCUCCGACUCGCUGCCGUCGCCCAACCCGCCGGCCGUACCCACCUUAGUGAGUAGAACGGUGGAAUCAUGCAACCGCUUCAUGUGCUUAACCUCCCGGCCGAAGAACCGCGAGUCGAUAUGUCCCGAGAAGGUGUCGGCGCAGGACACGGAGUCGCGGCUCUGGCGCGAGGGGGAGGAGGAGCUGCCCCCUUCCCGCGUCAACUUCCACAAGACCUUCAGCCUGCUCAUCAAUAUGGGGAACAUUGAGAAGGGCUGUAAACGAGCUCAGAUAAGCCGGGAGGAGCAGGUGUGGCAGAACGAGCUGAAGGACCUGAUCUGGCUGGAGCUGCAGGCCAAGCUGGCGGGCCGCACGCUGGCGCAGCAGGACGCCUUCCUCUGCGCGCAGCGGAACAUCGUGCCCAAGAUCAUACAGAACGUGCUCGAGUACAAAUUUGUAAAUAAAAACCCGUGUCGGAGAGCUUACAAUCUAUCUGCAGAUGGAUCUGACAAUAAAGAUAUUGAUGAAGCGGAGCAGAUGUACGGCUGCCUGGUGUUCGACUGCCAGCUGUGCUCGGACGCGGUGGGCAACGCCAUGCGCGAGGUGGGGCUGCUGCUGGACUCCUUCUACAACGCGGUGUCGCUCUACCCCUCCAGCCGGAACAUGACCAUCGAGCAUCCGCAGAUCGCCACGCAACACUUUAAUAAUAGGAUUAAGGCCAUGUGCCUGUGGUACAACACGGCGCUCCCGCUGCGCAUGAAGCUGGCGGCGCUGCGCCGCAUGUUCCGCAGCAUCAGGCGCAAGGCGCAGCGCCGCGCGCCGCCGCACCGGACCUCCGUCGACAGCCUGCUCAGCGGCGAGUCGACCCCCAGCCGGCAAUGCCAAGUGCGCUUCAACGUGGCUAACCCCUCCGGCUCUAACAAUAGCGACUGCAGCGCACAGUCUGCAGACUCCUGCAAAGAUGAAUGUCGAGAGGUCAAGGACGAGUGUCAAGAUGUCAAGGACGAAUGUCAAGAUGUCACGGACGGGAGUAAUGAGGUCAAAGACGAGACCAAUGAGGUCAAGCACGAGUGUCAUGAGGUCAAAGACGGCCAGGACGGAGAGGACAAAGAAUAUAGCGAGAGUCUUCAUGAAUCUGACUCUUUAGGAGUCCUUAAUAAUGAGCUGACGCAGCCGUCUUCCGAGUCGGAAUCAGACGAUGAAUCCCGGAGAAAUCAACAGCUAUGCUGUAACGGCAUGCCGCCGGCGUCGCCGCCCGCGCAGUGGGGCGCGCAGGACCCGCACGCGUCGCACGAGAGCGGGUACGUGUCCAGCGAGAGCGGCGCGUCCGCCGUGUGGGGGCCCGCGCUGGCCGUGGGCGCCUUCCAGCUGGGCCCGCUCGACGACUUCACGCACAUGCGCCUGCUCGACAAGUGCGAGGUCUCGCUCUUCAGAGAGCACCACCGUGAGAUCCUGAAGACUCAGGGCGUGCGCCGCUGCAUGAUGUUCAUACACAAGAUGCGCAUGAACCUGCUCGACAAAGUCUACAUGACGCUGGAAAAGCCAGAGAGCUUACCUACGGAAUCAUUAGACGAGGACCCUGAAGAGGUGUUCGAAGACUCCAAGGAUGACCUAAGACCUGAGUUUAUACAAGACGAGGAGGAGAUGAAGACUUAUGAACUGAAACGUUACGGCUGCUGGUCUGAGGAGUGCAUCGCGAUGCGCCUGCCGUCCUACCGUUCUCACUUCCUGCUGCUCUCCGCCACUUGUAUGGAGGCUGUGCACGACUACCUGUCCUUCAGGCUGGAGGCCACGCCCGAACAUCCCUCCUGCCUUACCGUCAAGCAGCUGAUCCACGAGCUGCGCGAGGGCCUGGACAUCUCGUCGGAGAUGCGCGCGCAGUUCGCGCUGAACGUGCGCGCGGCGCUCAUGGCGCGGCCGGCCGGGCCCGCCGCGCGCGACCUGCUGCUGCUCACCAACACCUUCGACAACACCGUGCGGAACCUGCUCAAGCAAUACCUGUCGUACCUGACGACCAUGUCGGAGACGGAGCACAUGCCCCGGCCGCGGCUGCAGGCGGAGUGGGCCUUCACGGCGCAGCUCGCCAAGAGGAUCAAGUGCGCCGCCGUACUCGCGCCGCUCACAUUCUCAAAAAUCACGUGCAAUCAACUGGACAGGCUGCUGCAGCAAUACGAGACUGAAAUCAAGAGUGUCGUCAAAAAGAAACCAAUUGAUCCUGACAAGCACUCCAUCUACGCGGUGUGCCGCAACGCGCAGAGCGUGUACGCGGGCACGCGCGACGCCGCGCUGCACGCCGCGCAGUGGGCGCGCGCGCUGGCCGCCCGUCUGGCGCGCGCAGAGCCGCCCGCCUACCUCGCGCAGAGGGGGGACAUCUUUAAAAGUCUGAUGUCGAUCCGCGACUUCAUCUACUGGCACAUCACGUUCAUCCUGGAGCGCAGCCGCGCCUUCCCCAGCAGCCCGGAGGAGCAGGUGCGGGACCUGGGCGAGGUGGUCGUCACGCGCGUGCGGGAGCUGCUGCUGCAGAUGUUCAAGCUCGGCUUCGAGCUGCACAAAGAGAUAUACAAGUACGUGCACGUAACCGCGCCGAUUGAGGAGUUGUCGCUGCGAAGGCGGCCCAUCUCGCUGCAGCCGGUGAGGGCGCCUGUUGUGGAGCGGCGGCGGAGGCCCGAGACCAUGGUCAUCCACGAGUCCGUCAACCCCAUGAUCCACAAAGAGCUGCACCGUUUCGCGGCGGAGUCCCCCUCGGCGGGCGCGGCGCCGCGGCGCUCGCUGAGCUCGGUGAGCUCGCCGCCGCCGCCGCUGCCGCCGCCGCGCAAGAACCGCUUCCUCAGGAGCGACAGCAUCGUCGACGAAUACGAGAACAGCGUCUUCGACGAGAGGCUCUUCGACAAUAUACACAACUUUGGUGAUAAUCCGACACAAGGCAGCAUCGAGCUCUUGCUCUCAGGCGAAGUUCCCGACGAGGCUGAGGAGGUGGAGAUGAGGGCGAGCGCGGGCGGCGUGAGCGGUGUGAGCGGCGUGAGCGAGGAGGAGCGCGCGUGGGCGGCGUGCGUGGCGCGCGCCAUCAUCCAGUUCGCGCGCUGCUGGAUGCUGUUCGUGGUGGAGCGCUGCGACCGCGGCCGGGGACUCAGGCCCAGAUGGGCGAGCCAAGGUUUGGAGUUCUUGAUGUUGGCGUGUGACCCGCGCAACACAAAACAUCUCAGCGAUGAAGAGUUUGAGGACCUGAAGCAGCUGAUGGACGGCUGUAUCUCCCACGUGGUGGGGUCCCGCGCCACCGCCGCCGCGCACUCGCCGCGACCCAGACCGAGACUGCCUAGUCCAUUCCCGUCCAACACGAGCCGCGAGCCGGCCGCGCCGCCGACGCCGCCGCCGCUGGAACCGGAACUGCUCUACGCCGACACCGAUACCACCAAUCACCGGCGCCGCGUGCUACAAGCUACGGAGCGCGUAGACAACGAGCGCGAUGAACGGCUACGGAGUACUCGCACCGUAGGCCGCGUGCUACAGGCCGCGCUCACCAGCUACGAGCCUAAACUUAGGCAGCUCACCUUCAAGUGGCAGCGAGGUCUCAAGAUCGGGGCCGGGACCUUUGGAAAGGUGUACACGGUGGUGAACACGGAGAGCGGGCAGCUGCUGGCCAUGAAGGAGCUGUCGGUGGGCAUCGGGGACCGGCGCGCGCUGCAGCGGGCCGCCAACGAGCUGCGCGUGCUGGAGGGCGUGCUGCACCCGCAUCUCGUGCGCUACUACGGCUGCGAGCUGCACAGGGAGGAGAUGCUGAUCUUCAUGGAGCUGUGCGUGGAGGGCUCGCUGGAGGCGCUGGUGGCCACGUCGGGCGCGCUGGCCGAGCACACGGCGCGCCGCUACACGCAGCAGUUGCUCAGCGCGGUGCACGAGCUGCACGCGCGCGGCAUCGCGCACAGGGACAUCAAGAGUGGAAACAUAUUCCUAACGAACGAGGGUCACUGCCUGAAGCUGGGCGACUUCGGGUGCGCCGUCAAGAUCCGCGCCAACACCACCGCGCCCGGGGAACUGCAGGGCUUUGUAGGGACACAAGCAUACAUGGCCCCCGAGGUGUUCAUGAAGACUUCGGGUCACGGGCGCGCCGCCGACAUCUGGUCGCUCGGCUGCGUCGUCACGGAGAUGGCGUCCGGGAAGCGUCCGUUCUGGCAGUACGACAGCAACUACCAGAUCAUGUUCCUGGUGGGCAGCGGCGGGCGGCCCGAGAUCCCCACCACGCUGUCGGACGAGGGCCAGGACUUCUGCAUGUCGUGUCUGACGCACGACCCGGACCUCCGGCCCAAGGCUGAGACACUCAACUUACAUCAUUUCCUUAUGGUGAAAUCAGACGAAACUGACUGCAACUGCGAGCCGGCCUACCUGAUCACAUAAUAGCAGCGUGACGUCACGACACGACACGACACGACACUGCCGGUCCCAGGCUCGAAACAUGGAACGGAGAAAUCGAAUGAUACGAUGAAACGACAUUUACAGAGAAGUCUGUUAGUCGAUAAAAUGAGAAUGUGAAGUAAUACAAGGAACUUGAACGCAUAGUGUUGACGGUGAAACCGCGUGGUUUGUGCGCGUGCAUAGUGUGUUUACUCUUGAUAUACAAUAGGUUAUCGCAUCGUCAGCUAAACGAUUUUUUAUAAAACAGCAUUGAACUUCAUUUGGUUAGGUUCAUAAAGGUAAACAGUCUUAGUUUUAGCUUUCAUUCAAUUCAAUUUAUUUUUGAAGGCACAUCUAAUUUGUUUACUUUUAUUGAAGUAACUUAACAAAUCAAAUAUAGAUUUUGGCGUUUAAAUAGAAACUGGUUAAACAUUAAUUAGGCAGUAUCACUGACGAAUGCAGGUACAUAAAUGUACAAUAGAAAAUGCUCAUUCCAAAGAGAUUCUAUUAAUGUUUUAUCUGAAGAACAAUCCCGAAAAAUAAUUAUAAGCAUAUUUUUUAUUCGAAUAAUUCUGUUCGUAAAUAAAAAUGUAUUUAUUUACCUCUGAGGUUAAUUUGAAUCAAUUUUAAUGAACUGACAGAUGAUAUUGUGGCGUUUGUAACACAAGUAUGAAAUAUUUUUCACUUAUGCCUAGAAUUCGCUGAAUCUUUUGCGCUUCGCAAGGCUUUUAAUCGAACUAUAAAUUACAACGGUUCCUUAUUUUUUACCUUAUUCGCACAGUGUAUGUAAAUGUACACUAAAGUAAAAAAGUAAAACGAGCUUUGGAUCUUAAACCUGUAAUGAAGCUGUUAUUACAUAAACAUUAUCAAAUACUUGAAAUUUAAAAGUCGAAAGUUAAAAGAGUGUGUAUUUUUGUACAUGUAAAAUGCAUAUUAAUAUUUUAGUACUUAAAAAUGAUUAUGACAUUUAUUUCUAACCAUUAUUAUAUGAUAAUGCACUUUUAAAGUGUUUGUUGCAUUAUGACUUGUUCUAAAUAAGAACUUAUUGAACUUAUGAAAUGAUUCAAACUUUGCCUGCCCAGGGCAUGGCUUGACUAAGCCAUUGAGUGAAGAUUGAAACUCGAAAAUGAUGAAUGGCUUUAUGAUUUGCGAACUUUUCUUGUGUAGGAUAUCACAUUCAGGCACUAGACUUGUUGUGUCUGCAAACUUUGCCUUUACCUGGGGCCUAAACUAAAAUUAUAAGAUUAUUUACACCUUCGACGUAGGUAGCUGUUGUCAGAGUUUUAGUACUUUGGACAUAAGUCCAUUUUAGCAAGAUCUUACUCGAAAUUCAGUGUGAAUAUCAUAUGUUUGCAAUUAAAUAAAUCUUCGGCUUUAAAAGCAGAAAAAUGAAUUGCAUUUUAAAUGUUAUGUUAAAGCAUUUGCGUGGCAUUACCCAGCGAGAUUUUGAAGAAUUUAUUUUAACUUUAUUUUUUGAUACAUGAUCAUCGUUUUCUUAUAUUUUAUAUUCACAUUGUCGAUAAUGCAUUUUUUUAAUUGUAAAUAUUGUUUUUAGUUCAUUAGACGUAUUAGAGUUGAACCAUAUUUUUAUAUACACUUUUAUAUUUAGGUACAUUAUAAUGCAUUUGUUAAUACGUCCUAGAUUAAACUGUAUUUAUUAAGGAAUUGUCAUAUGUAUAUAUUGUAGUUAUAAAAUAUAAAUGGAGAUCAAAUUAUUUUUUAAUAUUCACCUAUAGGGAUACAAUUUGUGAUGCCUUUCGUUCACAAGACUUCACUAUUACCAUUAUAUUUGACGACUUUAGGUUUCAACGACGCCUGUUCCCGCGCUUUGAAUCUUAAGUCGUCGAAUAUCGCAGAAUUCCGUUGCUUCCUGUGUGAACGGCCUAAGAUAAUUAUAACCAUUUUAAUGUCAGUAAUAGAGUAUUUAUUUUAUUUAAUAUUUUCAGGUGAUAUGGAUAAAAUUAAAAAUAUAACGUAAUUGAAUAUGAAAAUAAAAUCUGGAAAUGCCUUGAAUGUUAAUUAAAACAAAAACAGUUAUAAAUGUCCACUUGUUAUAGUUUACGAGUCUAUGGUAUACAUGUUGAUUUGUUGCAAUUUAUAUGAGAUUAUACGUCGUGGAAAUAAAAUGUAUUGGUAUACCUAUGC
This is a messenger RNA of Trichoplusia ni (cabbage looper), 7172 nucleotides long. RefSeq lists its product as uncharacterized. Bases 267 to 5030 code for a protein of 1587 amino acids. Gene Ontology annotation, biological process: protein phosphorylation; MAPK cascade. Lineage: Eukaryota; Metazoa; Arthropoda; Insecta; Lepidoptera; Noctuidae. Gene Ontology annotation, molecular function: ATP binding; protein kinase activity. The transcript has 33 exons. The record is from RefSeq and is a predicted model, not a curated record.